Messenger RNA from Brienomyrus brachyistius, 1055 nucleotides. Its product is annotated as putative methyltransferase-like protein 7A. Gene Ontology annotation, molecular function: S-adenosylmethionine-dependent methyltransferase activity. The transcript is spliced from 2 exons. Bases 70 to 798 code for a protein of 242 amino acids. The record is from RefSeq and is a predicted model, not a curated record. NCBI's taxonomy places the organism in Eukaryota, Metazoa, Chordata, Actinopteri, Osteoglossiformes, Mormyridae.
CCCCGCCCAUACUUCCUAAACCGUCAUUGCACCGAGCAAGCAAAACCUGCGCCGCUCAGACUAGUAAACAUGGGCAUUUUAAUGAACGCGUUUCGGCUUUUUUUCCAAAUGUUAAGCCUCCCAUUGCAGUUACUGGAACUGUUAGGGAUAUACGGCGCAUAUAAGCGCAUCUUCCCGUUCUUGAUUUAUAAAAUGUCAGUUUCGUACAACAAGAAAAUGCAUGAGCAGAAAAAGGAACUGUUCCGAGACUUAGCGGAGUUCGCCAGGGAUGGCAGGGCGUUGCGGCUGCUGGAGAUCGGCUGUGGAAGCGGGAGCAACUUCCAGUACUACCCCCGCGGCUGCACGGUAGUGUGCACAGACCCGAACCCCCAUUUCAAGAAGUAUUUGCAGAAUAGUGUCGCCAGUAGCGAUCACCUGAAGUUUGAGAAGUUCGUGGUGGCCUCAGGCGAAGAUCUGCGGGAGGUGGAGGACGGCUCGGUGGACGUAGUGGUGUGCACACUGGUGCUGUGCACCGUCAAGGACACGACGCAAGUGCUGGCCGAAGUGCGCCGCGUAUUACGGCCUGGUGGCGCCCUGUUUUUCAUGGAACACGUUGUGUCGGAUCCAUCCACCUGGACCUUCUUCAUGCAGCAUGUUCUCCAGCCUCUUUGGUAUUACUUUGGAGAUGGCUGCGAAGUUACGAGAGAUACAUGGAAGGACCUGGAAGCCUCCAGGUUCUCAGAGCUCAAAUUAAGGCACAUUCAAGCACCUCUUUUCUUCCUUAUAAAACCACACAUUGUCGGUUAUGCUGUCAAGUGAAAUGAGUAGAAGCCAGCACCCCCAGGAUAAACUAGCACACACCAGUAUAACCUUUCUUUAAAAAUGUAAUUCGUAGCAAAUUCUGGAAAUCAUUGAGUGAGGUUUUUUCCCCCUUGGAGGGAAUUUGUAUGAGAAAUGGCUUCAGCACUGUUAAUGAUAGCAGACACAAUCUGUAUCUUUGCCACCUGUAUGAAACAUCUCCUGUCAUUUGUUUGAAUCAUUUUAGAAUCAGAAAUUAAAACACCAAUUUAACCCUC